ACAGAUCUUAGCCUUGGUUUUUCCAUCGGACGGUGGGCGUGAGGCGUGAGUGGUGGUGCGCCUGUCCGCCCCGGGCAGUCGCCUCUCGCCGGCGGCGGGCUUGGACGGCCGGAGAUAGGCCGCAAACUCGCGAAGGCGCCUCCGUCGCGGCGGCAGAAGCGGGUGGCGUCCUGUCGGUGGUCGGCGUCCGGGUGGGGGGUUGGGGGAACCCUCGCGGUCGCGGCGGCGGGGAUGGUGAAGAUAGUGACGUACAACGUGAACGGGCUGCGGCCGCGGGUGGCGCAGCAUGGCUCGCUCCGCCGCCUCCUCGACGCCCUCGACGCCGACAUCAUCUGCUUCCAGGAGACAAAAUUGUCGAGGCAGGACUUGUCGGGGGAUGUCAUCAUGGCUGAGGGAUACGAGGCUUUUAUUUCAUGCAAUCGUUCAUCGAAAGGGCGUGGAGCUUACUCUGGUGUUGCCACGUUUUGCCGGGUAACAUCAGCCUUUUCCAGUCAAGAGGUUGCUUUACCAGUAGCAGCUGAGGAAGGCUUUACUGGAUUGCAAGAGACUGCAAAGAACAGUGAAACUAUUGGGGAUUUUGUUCUUGUAACUCCUGUGGAAGAGGAAGGUCUUGGUGAAGUAACAAAAGAAGAGCUGCUCAAGGUGGACAAUGAAGGACGUUGUGUAAUUACAGAUCAUGGACAUUUUGUUCUUUUUAAUAUAUAUGGCCCAGCUGUUGAAGAAGAUGAUAUAGAACGAGUUCGCUUUAAGCUACUAUUUUACAAGAUACUACAGAGAAGAUGGGAACAUUUGUUGGCUCUUGGGAAAAGAGUUUUCGUUGUUGGUGAUUUGAAUAUUGCACCUUCUUCAAUAGAUAGGUGUGAUGCCCAACCUGGAUUCGAGAAGCAAACGUUUCGGAAAUGGUUGAGAUCCAUGCUGAGAGAACAUGGAGGUCCAUUUUUUGAUGCUUUCCGAUCAAAACACCCUGAAAGAGUGGGAGCUUAUACCUGUUUUAAUCAAAAAGUUGGAGCUGAAGUAUACAAUUAUGGUUCUAGAAUUGAUCACAUUCUCAUUUCUGGUGCCUGCUUCCAUCACUGCGGUUCUGUGGAUGACCACAGCAUCUUUCCCUGCCAUGUGGAAGAAUGUGAAAUUAUGGAUCAUUUCAGAAGAGGGAAUAGCGAAAAUAUGUCAAUGUGGAAAGGAGGGAGAAGUAGUAAGCUAGAAGGAUCAGAUCAUAUUCCAGUUUAUAUUGUGCUGAAUGAGAUACCUGAACUUCCAGUUCAUAACACUCCUUCAUCAGCUGCUAGAUAUCUUCCUGAAAUCCGUGGACGGCAACAGAGCAUAGUAUCAUUCCUAAGGAAAGGCAUGAUUUAUGAACAUAAAGAUGCCAUGUCCAUGGAUAGAGCAGAUGAAAGCUGCUGUGGUGGUGGCUUGGAAAGGAAAGCUAUAUAUAAGGAAGAACCACCAACUGAUAUAGCCAAAUUUUCCAAAGGUAACGACCUUCAUAGUGUCAUCAAGCGGAAAAUUCGUGAUCAAUUGUUAAAUGAAGGUUCAAGUGGCAACUCCCAUAAUAGCACUGCAGCAUUACUGGCAACACAAAGUAGAAAAGCUUCCUUUUCUUGCAGCAAGGCUGUGUCCAACAAGAAAAACAAACAUAACUUGUCUUCCCAACCUACGAUCAAGUCAUUUUUUCAACAACCAAAGUCAAAGCCAGGAGAUAGCAGUACCAAUAGCAUAGUUACUCCACCAGAUACUUUGCAUGGUAUGGAUGAAUUACAUGAUCCAAAGAAUGACUGUCUGCCAGAAAGCAUCCAGUGUACAACUCCAGCAACCGAAGAUCAGGGUAACUCAGAUGUACCCUGCUCGCUUUCAACAGAUAAAUGCAAUGAAGCAACACUGGAGUGGCAAAGAAUACAGCAGAGAAUGAAGAUGACCCUACCACUUUGCAAAGGACACCAUGAACCUUGCAUUCCAAGGUCUGUGAAGAAAGGCUCUAAUAUUGGUCGCCUAUUCUAUGUCUGUGCCCGUGCUCAGGGACCUGCAUCAAACCAAGAAGCAAAUUGUGGUCACUUUCAGUGGGCCACUGUUAAGUCUAAAGAGAAACGCCGGUGACUAAUUUCUCUUUUAUCGCAUAGGUGUAACACUCACUUAGCCUGGACAUGUGUGUGUCACUUGUUUCUAUACACAUGAAAUGCUGAUGUUCUUCUCGGGAGCAAGCUGGUAUUUGAGUCAGCAACUCGGCAUUAAUCUCUAGUUAUGCAUUACGCAGGUACAUAAUUUAAUUUUGUGUUUAAUUUAGAUGGCUACCAUGGCCUCCUUUGUUGUUUACAUAUGUUAUAUUGUUUGGUCAAAUGCCACCUUGUAGCUUUCUCGUAGUUUUGUUUUCUCGGGUUUGGCUAGCUUAUGUUUGCAACUACCCUUGGAUGUAUUAAUUGAAAAACUAGCUGAGAAGCAUGAAAAGAAAUCAAGUGAAGUAAAUUGUGUACUAGCAGUAUAUUGUUCUGUUCCCACUAUGAGAAUUAGGCACUUGAAUCGUGUUUCUGUUUUCUAAAAAAAUGUGGCCUCACUGAGCAUAAUUUGUGGCAUUUUGUUGCUGGUCAA
Messenger RNA from Oryza sativa Japonica Group (Japanese rice), 2580 nucleotides. RefSeq names its product DNA-(apurinic or apyrimidinic site) endonuclease 2. Lineage: Eukaryota; Viridiplantae; Streptophyta; Magnoliopsida; Poales; Poaceae. Gene Ontology annotation, cellular component: nucleus. Gene Ontology annotation, molecular function: double-stranded DNA 3'-5' DNA exonuclease activity; zinc ion binding; DNA binding. Gene Ontology annotation, biological process: base-excision repair. The record is from RefSeq and is a predicted model, not a curated record.